Molecule: messenger RNA, 5451 nt
Organism: Opisthocomus hoazin
Lineage: Eukaryota; Metazoa; Chordata; Aves; Opisthocomiformes; Opisthocomidae
Source: RefSeq, a predicted model, not a curated record
AUGCUGAUUAUUUUGUUGUUUCAGGAGGACAAAAAAUGUUUCAUAUGUGACUCCGAGGAUCCCUUCCACGAUACUCUCAAUCCUGACAGUCAUCGCAUUGAAAAUGUCGUCACCACGUUCGCUCCAAAUCGCCUGAAGCUCUGGUGGCAGUCAGAAAACGGUUUGGAAAAUGUGACUAUCCAGCUGAACCUGGAGGCCGAGUUUCAUUUCACUCAUCUCAUCAUGACCUUCAAGACAUUCCGUCCUGCUGCAAUGUUAAUAGAAAGAUCAUCUGAUUUUGGAAAAACAUGGCAAGUAUAUAGGUAUUUUGCAUAUGACUGUGAGAGUUCAUUUCCUGGGAUUUCAACUGGACCUAUGAAGAAAGUGGAUGAUAUCAUCUGUGAUUCCCGAUAUUCUGACAUUGAACCUUCAACAGAGGGAGAGGUAAUAUAUCGUGUUUUAGAUCCUGCUUUUCGAAUUGAAGAUCCAUACAGUCCAAGGAUUCAAAACCUAUUAAAGAUCACAAAUCUGAGAGUCAAAUUCAUCAAGCUGCACACGCUGGGAGAUAAUCUCUUGGACUCGAGGAUGGAGAUCAGGGAGAAGUACUACUAUGCCAUCUACGACAUGGUGGUUCGUGGGAACUGUUUCUGCUAUGGACACGCCAGCGAGUGUGCGCCAGUGGAUGGCUUUAACGAAGAAGUGGAAGGAAUGGUCCAUGGGCACUGCAUGUGCAGACAUAAUACCAAAGGGUUAAACUGUGAACAGUGUUUGGAUUUCUACCAUGACUUACCCUGGCGCCCUGCUGAAGGCCGCAAUAGUAAUGCAUGCAAAAAGUGCAACUGCAAUGGCCACUCCAGCCAGUGCCACUUCGACAUGGCUGUGUACAUGACGACGGGGAACACCAGCGGAGGGGUCUGUGACGACUGCCAGCACAACACCGUAGGGCGCAACUGCGAGCAGUGCAAGCCCUUCUACUUCCAGCACCCUGAGAGAGAUCUACGGGACCCCGACGUCUGUGAGCCUUGCAACUGUGACCCAGCUGGCUCCCAAAAUGGUGGCAUCUGCGAUCGCUACACUGAUUUCUCCACUGGCCUCAUUGCCGGACAAUGCCGUUGUAAAUUAUUUGUCGAAGGGGAGCGUUGUGACCUCUGCAAAGAAGGUUUCUAUGGCCUGAGUGCCAAUGACCCAGCGGGUUGUCAGUCUUGUGCGUGUAAUCCUCUGGGUACCCAUCCCGGGGGGAAUCCUUGUGAUUCGGAGACAGGAAACUGCUAUUGUAAGCGCCUGGUGACAGGAAAGCAGUGCGAUCGCUGCCUGCCUGAGCACUGGGGCCUGAGCAAUGACAUGGAUGGAUGUCGGCCGUGCGACUGCGACCAGGGAGGAGCGCUGAACAACAACUGCUCCAGUGAGUCUGGCCAGUGCGAAUGCCGGCCCCACAUGUUUGGACGUCAGUGCAACCAGGUGGAACCUGGCUAUUACUUCAUUUCGCUCGAUCAUUACAUCUACGAGGCGGAGGAAGCCAGCUUGGGUCCCGGAGUAAACAUAAUAGAGCGCCAGUACACGCCGGACCGCACACCAUCGUGGACAGGCAUAGGAUUUGUAAGGGUCCCUGAGGGGGCGUACCUGGAAUUCUACAUCGACAACAUCCCCUACUCCAUGGAGUACGAUAUUCUGGUCCGCUACGAGCCGCAGUUGCCAGAUCAGUGGGAAAAAGCUGUGAUCAGCGUCUCGCGCCCAGGCAAGAUUCCCACGGGUAGCCGGUGUGGUAAUACAGUUCCUGAUGAUGAUAAUCAGGUCGUCUCACUGUCACCCGGCUCCAGAUAUGUUGUUCUCCCACGGCCCGUCUGCUUCGAGAAGGGGCUGAAUUACACCAUCCGCCUGGAGCUGCCCCAGUACUCUUCGGUGGAUACGGAGACGGAGAGCCCCUACACGUUCAUUGACUCUCUUGUUCUCAUGCCACACUGCAAAUCGCUGGACAUAUUCACAGUGGGAGGCUCAGGCGAAGACGUGGUCACAAACAGUGCUUGGGAAACUUUCCAAAGGUACCGGUGUCUGGAAAACAGCAGGAGUGUUGUGAAAACCCCCAUGACAGACGUCUGCAAGAACAUCAUAUUCAGCAUUUCUGCGCUGUUACACGAGACCGCAUUAUCAUGCCAGUGUGACCCCCAGGGCUCCCUGAGUUCGGUGUGUGACCCCAGCGGAGGACAGUGCCAGUGUCGUCCCAACGUUGUCGGAAGGCAAUGCGACAGAUGCGCCCCUGGCACCUUCGGGUUUGGGCCGAGUGGAUGCCGACCGUGCGAGUGCCACGUCCGAGGCUCUUACAACACCUUCUGCGAUGUGGAGACGGGCCAGUGCCACUGCUUCCCCGGGGUGUACGGGCGGCAGUGCGACCGCUGCCUGCCCGGCUUCUGGGGCUUCCCCAGCUGCCAGCCCUGCCACUGCAACGGCCACGCCGACGACUGCAGCCCCUACACCGGCGAGUGCCUGAGCUGCCGGGACCACACAGCGGGGCACAACUGCGAGAGGUGCCAGGCUGGCUACUACGGAGACCCCGUCCUGGGAUCAGGCGACCACUGCCGCCCCUGCCCUUGCCCUGAUGGCCCCGAGAGUGGACGCCAGUUUGCCAGCGGCUGUUACCAGGAUCCGGUCACGCUGCAAGUCGUGUGUGUCUGUAGCGUGGGAUACAUAGGCGGUCGAUGUGAUGAAUGUGCGUCUGGCUUCUUUGGGGGGCCCGACGAGAUUGGCGGGGCCCGCCACGCGCGGCCGUGCAACAUCGACACCACUGACCCGGAGGCCUGCGACAAGAAGACUGGGACGUGUGAGAAGUGCCUGUAUCACACGGAGGGGGAAAACUGCCACCUCUGCAAACAGGGCUACUACGGGAGUGCCCUGCAGCAGGACUGCAGAAAAGCCAUAGAGCUGGCCAGCCUGGGACAUGAGGAGGGCUCUUGUGCGAUGCUGGGUGUUGUUCAGCCUUGGGUUAGUCAGGCCUGGCCACAGGCAUUGGGACGUGCCAGUGUCUACCUGCAGGUCUUGGGACUCGGAGAAUACACUGAGCCCCGGGCAGUCCGCCCUCACGCCAGCGUGGGGCUGAGCUGCCGAGAGUUCACGGGGCAGUGCCAGUGCAUGCCGGGCUUCGGAGGCCGGACCUGCAGGGAGUGCCAGGAGCUCUUCUGGGGCGACCCAGACGUGGAGUGCCAAGCAUGUGAUUGCAACCCUCAUGGCAUCCAGACCCCUCAGUGUGACCGUGCCACCGGCCAGUGCAUCUGCAACGAAGGGGUGGAAGGGCCGCGCUGUGACAAGUGCUCCCGGGGCUACUCGGGUUUCUUCCCCGACUGUGUGCCGUGCCACCAGUGCUUUGCCCUCUGGGACGUGAUCAUCAGUGAGCUGGCUAAUAGGACCCAGCAGUUCCUGGAUAGGGCUAAUGCCCUGAAAAUCACUGGAGUCACUGGCCCAUACCAGCAGACGCUCAACACCCUGGAGGAGAAGCUCAGUGAAAUUAAAACCAUCAUUGCUCAAAAUCCAGCUGCCGAGCCCCUGAAGAACAUUGGGAAUCUCUUUGAGGAAGCAGAAAAGCUGGCAGGAGAUGUUACAGUUAAGAUAGCCGACAUACAAGAAAACCUGUCAGCCUUAGCAGUGAAGAGCAACAGCACAGACACUGACCUGAGCGCGCUGGAGACAGAUGCCAAAAGCCUAGACCGUGUCGUGAAAGAACUUGCAGAGCAGCUAGAGUUCAUCAAGAUCUCUGAUGUUCGAGGGGCCUUGGACAGUAUCACCAAGUAUUUCCAGAUGUCCCUGGAGGCAGAGGAGCGGGUCAAUGCCUCCACUGUCCUCCCCGGUAGCGCCGUGGAGCUGUCGGCGCAGACGCGGCAGGAAGUGGAAGACUUAAUCAGCGAGAAGGAGGCCCACUUCAAGGCUAAACAAGAGGAGCAGUCGCGCCUGCUGGAUGAACUCGCAGGCAAGCUGCAGAGCUUGGACCUCUCCGAAGUGGCUGCGAAGACGUGCGGCACUCCAGCAGGAGCCUCUUGUGCCGAGUCCAAGUGUGGUGGUUUAAACUGUCGAACAAAAGAGGGACAGAAGAAGUGUGGAGGACCCGGCUGCGACGGGCUGGUGACCGUAGCUCACAAUGCCUGGCAGAAAGCCAUGGAUUUUGACAGAGACAUCCUCAGCGCAUUAGCAGAAGUUGAGCAACUCUCCAGAAUGGUUUCUGAGGCAAAGCAGAGAGCUGAUGAAGCAAAGCAAAAUGCCCAAGAAGUUUUGCUCAAAACCAAUGCUACAAAAGAGCAAGUGGACAGAAGCAAUGAAGAUCUGAGAAAUCUUAUUAAACAGAUUAGAGACUUCCUAAUGCAAGAUAGUGCUGACCUGGACAGCAUCGAGGCGGUGGCUAAUGAAGUGCUGAACAUGGAGAUGCCAAGCACUCCCCAGCAGCUGCAAGCCCUGACAGAAGACAUUCGUGAGCGCGUGGAAAGCCUUUCUGAUGUUGAGGUCAUUCUGCAGCAGAGCGCUGGAGACAUCGCCAGAGCCGAAAUGCUACUGGAGGAAGCUAAAAAAGCAAGCAAAGGUGCAACAGAUGUUAAAGUCACGGCAGACAUAGUGAAAGCAGCGCUGGAAGAAGCUGAAAAAGCUCAGAAUGCAGCUGAAAAAGCCAUUAAACAAGCUGACGAAGAUAUUAAAGGAACCCAGGACCUGCUGACCUCGAUUGAAUCUGAAAAUGCAGCAUCUGAAGAAACACUGAACAAUGCUACCUUACGUCUAUUUGAGCUAGAGAGGAGCGUUGAAGACCUUAAGCGAAAGGCUGCUACAAAUUCAGAGAAUGUGGAUGAUAUAGAAGAAAAAAUUGUUACUGCAAAACAAAAUGCUGAAGAAGUCAAAAAGGUCCUCAAUACCGAGCUGAGCGACAAGUACAGGACGGUGGAAGAUCUCAUUGCCAAGAAGACAGAAGAGUCGGCGGCGGCGAGGAGGAAAGCCGGCAUGUUGCAGGAUGAAGCUAAAGCCUUGUUGGCUCAAGCAAACAGCAAACUCCAGCUCCUCAAAGAUUUGGAAAACACAUAUGAGAACAAUCAAAAAGUUCUGGAAGACAAAGCCAAGCAGUUGGUGGAGCUGGAAGAGACAGUCCGCUCCCUGCUACAGACAAUCAGCCAGAAGGUUGCUGUUUACAGCACUUGCUUAUAAAUGGGAGCAAGAAAUGCUUGUGUUCAGGAUGGGUUUUACAAGUAUUACACAAGUUCUUUUUGACAUUACACUAAGACCUGAUAAAGCAAUCAGGUUUUAUGUUGACUUUCAAGUCACAGAACCAAAGACAAGUAACUUUUUGAUGUUGAAAAAUAAACAGUACUUUUGUAUCACUGUAUGUACCUAGUAUGACUCGUCAAGUUCCUUCCUGUUUUCAGCAGCUGAAAUGGUACAUCAAUUAAUCCUUUAACAAGUUGUGUUUUUAGACUGGUUUAGAGAUCUAAUAAAAUCUUGGCUCCAACU